CUUCAGAGAAGCACAGAGAGAAGCUGAAAAGACAAGUCAUACACGGAACGCGGUGCUUUAUUAACUCUCCAUUUGGAAGUAUCGGUCGGAUUAAAUAUAUAUUUAUUGGACACGUAUUUUGGAUUUACCCUGUAAAGAUAUUCCAACCGAAUUCUGAAGUGAAGGACUGCGUUGCACAGAAACCUGGACUUUUUCUGAAAAACUGCAGAAAUUUAGGACUAUUAUCUAGCCCGGUAAUAUUUACCAUCCUUUAAUUCGCAGUUGAUAUGUGUGUUGGUAUUUGCUUUGUUCACGGGACAUAGUAAUUGCCGCUUUAGAAAUUUGUUACCUAAGUGGCGUUCACAACGCACUCGUAUUUGCGGUCGUCUGCGCUGUUUUUAAAUUGUUUUCUAUGUUUUUUCAGCGUCUCGCGCAGGAGUGCAGAUUUUUUAGACGACGAAGAACUUCAACUUUAAAUAAAGCGUCUCGGGACACCUGCGUUCUGUUUCAGUCGUUGCGUUGCGCUUUAUUUUUUUAGCGCAAGAACGGUUUCUGUGUGAACGGCCCGUUUCAUGCAACCAGACAUCCUCCAUCUGUCCCAUCUGCGCGACAACACCGGGACGGUGGACAUCACAGGACAUUUACAGAUAGAGACUGGACGACACGCCGUGAUUUGAAUGCCUUUGCGAGGACUUUGCUGGCUUGUGUGCUGCAGAGAAGGCUUCAGUUUGCUGGCCCGGGAUCAUGGGGAAAAAGAGGAGGAAGAGUCGUUAGAGUUACGCAAUCAGGACGAGCAGAAACACAUGGGAGGGGGGCAACUAGAGGUCACUCUGUCUCAGCCCACUCGUUCAGCCAACGGCACUCCCUGUCUGUCAGGAGUUCCUGAGGAGAAGAGAAGUCUCAUCACAGAAAAGAGCAAGAUGCCGGUGGAGGAAGAGCCUGAUGUGCUUGUGAAAGGCUGGCUCCUGCGUGAGGUGCAGGACGGCUGGCUCCGGCAGAGGAGGUUCUGGUUUGUGUUGACUGCUGACUCUCUCGACUACUACACCGGCCCGGACAGAGAUGCUCGCAGACUGGGCACGCUCGUACUAACCUCCCUCUGCUCUGUGCUGUGGCCCGAUAAACAUACCUACAAACAGACAGGUUACUGGAGUCUGACAGUGUAUGGCCGCAAGCAUUGCUACAGGCUCUUUACAAAGCACUACAAUGAAGCAGUGCACUGGGCGUGUGCCGUGCAGAAAGUCAUCGACAGCAAAGCGCCAGUGGAGACGCCAACUCAGCUUCUCAUUCGAGACAUCGAGGAGAACAAAUUCAAUCCAGAGGUUGUGGAACACAUCUAUAAGCAUAAUCCCAUACUACGGUACACCCAGAGCCCUCUCUACGCCCCACUGCUGCCUUUCCCCUAUGGCAGUCUCCACCACACAUAUAUGGCUGGUAAAGGCUACACGUCCAUCCGUGAGGAGGCGGUCAGGCUGUUCAACUGUCUCCAACAGUUAGAGUCAGCCCAUGAGCCCAUUCCUCUAAUCCAGGGAAUCCUGCAGACCUGCCUCGACCUGCGGCCGCUGAGAGACGAGCUCUACUGCCAGCUCAUCAAACAGACCAGUGUAACCAACUCGCAUUCACAAAGCCCAACACACCUGCAGACGCAGCCGAACCUGCAGCUCAGAUACUGGCAGCUGCUCACCUGCAUGAGUUGCACCUUCCUGCCCAGCUGCAGCAUACUCAAAUACCUGCGCUUUCACCUGAAGAGGGUUCAGAGUUUGUGUGUGGACUCAGAGGUGGAGAGCUACGCGUCAUUCAUAGACCAAUCUCUGGAAAAGACACGCGGCCGUGAGUGUGUUCCCUCAUGGGAAGAGAUCCAGGGGCUCAUGGGGAGGCAGGAGAUACUGUGUACUGUGCACUACCCUGGACCAAGCUGCUGCCAGAUCCCAAUCAACUCGCAUACUACGGCUAAUGAGGUCGUGAGAAAGAUGGCAGAGCGCCUCGGACUGCAGGACAGCAGAAACACAUUUGCUCUCUUUGAGCAGAAUUCAUGCUGGGAGAAAGCCAUUGGAGGCAGCACCAUAAUCGCUGAUGUCAUCACCAGAUUUGAAAAUCUGUCAGCUAAAGACCCAGACUCUGAUUCUCAGUGGAGACUCUGCUUUAAGCUCUACUGUCUGCUGGACACAGAUAACAUCAGCACAGACAGCAUUGAGUACCUCUUCCUCUAUGAGCAGUGUCAUGAGAUGGUGGUGCGAGGGCAGAUGCCAGCCUGUGAGGAUGACCUGCUUUCCCUGGCAGCACUGAGACUGCAGUGCCUGCUGGGAGAUUUCAGUGCCCUCUCUCCAUACCCGCCCCUGGAGCAGCUCUUCCCAGCUGAAGUAGUGGAGGCCCGGGCCCUGCUGGCCCCCGUGGAUCCCCCCGGCUGCCCUUCCUUCCCCGGGGGUCUGCUGGCCGGGACGCUGUGGGGGCACAAGCGCCGACAGGAACAGGACCAAAGACUGCGGGCCAGACUGAGGGAGGAGGGCACCGUGGUGAUGUCAGCCAUACUGGAGCGCUGGAAAGCCCUAGUGGGAUACAGUCGCAGCGACAGCAUGGCCGCCUAUCUCACGAUCGCACGCCAGUGGUCGGGAUUCGGCUGCACUCUCUAUGAAGUGGACUUCUACAUAAGUUCGACAGGAAGCUUCUCUCAGAAGUUGUGGCUGGGCGUGGCUGCUUCCUGUGUGUCUCUGUAUCGUCAGGGUGAGGCUGAAGCUCUGGAGUUUCUUCCCAUUGGUCAGAUCUGUUCCUACGGUGUGUCUGACAGCAACACAUUCAGGAUCACCGCAGGAGAUCGGGACCUGCUAUUUGAAACCACCAAGCUGACUGAGAUCAUGCAGUUGAUGAAUGCUUACUUCAGUGCCACCCGUCGCCAGCUAGGCAAGGAUGACUGCAUCUCCAUGGAAACCAACCCUAAGCUCCACCCCUCCCUACUUGAGCUACCCUCUCACCCGGUGUGAAGGGAAUGACUCACACGCACACAUGUGCGCAUGUGCAGUCCCGGCUGAUUGCUCCCCUGAGCUCUGCAAAGUGUAGACAUUAUCUGUCCAGAAACAUGAAAGGAAAUGUGUCUGUGUGGAAAAGGACUGGAUGAUGCCGGGGGGAAACCAAAGAGCCACAACAGAGAAGUAAGUUCUGGAACUCAGCCUCGCUACACCGCCAACCAAAUCCAGAGGACACAGGGCCCCUCAACUGGCCCCUGCCACCUAGGAUCCCGCCAAAUAUCACAGACCUCAGGGGGGAAAGUACAGCUUUAAACAAAGCACGCCGACAAAAUGAGAGCUAAGAAAAGAGAAUGAUUUGAGAAACUCAUGUCUUCUCAUUGCACUGCAGGAAAAGGAUGCAAACCAUUUCACCCAUACAAACAUACACUUGCUCUGCUUUUUAUGUUCCUUUAGAGACUCCCGGCUGGCUCGCUGUUUAACUCAUUCAUCGAACCUUAUAUGACCUUGUAAUGAAAACACGGUCAAAGCACUUUUCAUUACACAGACUUUCAGAACUGUCCAUUACAGAAAUGAUGCCUGUGUGUGUGAUUUGAAUAUUUUAAGCUGUAGAACAGAAACCAAAGGAUCUUGAGCUUAUCUGUAUGAUGUGAGUGUAUUUGUGAAAAUGCUUUGAGCCUGACCCAGUGCUGCGUGACUGAGCUGUUAGCUUACAGUAACUCAACACUGUGCUUCCUAUAGCCACAACAGCCUCAUAUCCUGAAAUCCAGUUUAAACGGACUGAUUUAAACACCCUUUUAAAGUUAAAAAACAUGACCAUUUUGCUUCUCUCAAAGGAUCCCAGACCUCAUAAAAUGUUUUAAAAACACUGAAAAUGCAAGACAAAUACUCAACACUAUUGAUAUGCUACAUUAUUGUCCCAUAUUCUAUAGAAAUUACAUUUCCAUAAGAGCCUAAUCUGUAGCCCCUGCCUGUUGCUUGACUAACAGCUCAAGAACAGUCUCUCUCACCUGCUGAGGAAGCAUAUUGUCUUUCUAUGUGUGUUUAGAUUCUACUAGUUUUAUUUAUGGCGUCUGAUGUAUACAUUGUUUGGAAGUGUGUUUUUAAUGUUCUUUUUACUUUUGUUUUAUAUAUCUUUCAUAAAGACCUGUAUUUGUAUUUAAGUGCUUGUGUUGGAAAUUAUUACAAAGAGCUGAUGAUAUCAUAAUGAUGUCAUAAUGUUUCUGUAGUUUUUAUUGUAAUUUGAGUUCAUCUUUCCCCUGUUGCAAGAGGUCUACAAAUGGCAACAUAUAACUUGUUAAUAAUCAGUUUAUUACUGUAUGUAUAUCCAAUAGGAUUAUUCUUAUUUUAUGUCAUAAACUAAGUAAACCAAAUAUGAAGUAAUUUGCCCCAUUCAAAGUCAUGUUUAAACAUGGACCAAAUAUCCAGAGGUUGGGGGUCUUCUUUCCCUUGGUUUCUGACUGCCAAACAAACUAUCCUUGAAGCAAUAAAACCUGCCCAAUUAUCCUGAGCAUGAGCCCAUUUUCAGUAUGGGCCUUCAGGUUGCCUUCAGAGGAGCCAAUAGUGCCUGUAAAACAUAUGGUCUGUACACCAUCCAACAGCUGAAACUCAUACAUGCCAUAGUAAGGCUUUUUUCCCCCCUUCUCUAUACAUAGUUUAUUUGGUCUACACUAUUUUGCUCCAUACCACAGACAAAAGGUUAUCAACUACUUGACAUUCAAAGGUGGAGGGCAAUUACAACUUUUAUGUUGUUCAUUUUGUUCUUUACAUUUAACGUUUGAAAUAUAAGCAGCAUCUUUUGCCCCAUUGUUAAACCAAUCUAUGUUCAUAUUCAGCCCCUAUGAUGGCAGUAGUGGUUGUCAAAUGGUUCUUGUUUUCUUUCCAUGUCACUCUGCAGCUGCAGGCAGCUCUGCCCACUGUCAUACAUGUAACAAAACUCAAAUGACAUACUCUGAUGCUUUAGACAGUUUGUAUGCUGCAUGGUACCUUAUGAUACACGUGUAAUAGUCAAUUGCACUAUUGUUUGUACAGCUAACAUAAAUGUGCAAAAUGAUCAAUACUGUAUGUAAUAAAAAGCACCGUUA
Messenger RNA from Xyrauchen texanus (razorback sucker), 5020 nucleotides. RefSeq names its product pleckstrin homology, MyTH4 and FERM domain containing H3 (gene plekhh3). The transcript is spliced from 13 exons. The coding region runs from base 657 to 2954 and encodes 765 amino acids. The record is from RefSeq and is a predicted model, not a curated record. Gene Ontology annotation, biological process: signal transduction. Gene Ontology annotation, cellular component: cytoskeleton. Lineage: Eukaryota; Metazoa; Chordata; Actinopteri; Cypriniformes; Catostomidae.